Molecule: messenger RNA, 2277 nt
Organism: Halichondria panicea
Lineage: Eukaryota; Metazoa; Porifera; Demospongiae; Suberitida; Halichondriidae
Product: broad substrate specificity ATP-binding cassette transporter ABCG2-like
Exons: 15
Coding region: 113-2098 (661 amino acids)
Biological process (GO): transmembrane transport
Cellular component (GO): plasma membrane
Molecular function (GO): ATP binding; ABC-type transporter activity; ATP hydrolysis activity
Source: RefSeq, a predicted model, not a curated record
GUAGACAUGUUAUGUAAUAACUCUGAAGCAGCACAUGUUUUAUAUUAUAUAGUCACCUUCUGGCUACUACUAUACUAUACUAGGAAGCUAGCACUGCACUGGACCUUGCAAGAUGUCUGACCUGGAGAAAAGCCCGUUGCGAAGCACCAGUCCCCCUCCCUACGGUACCACAGACUUGGAGCCGGAGGUAGCCUAUCAUUCCCAAGGAGAGCAUAUUACUGUCAAAGAGGACAUUUUUAAGGAUGACUUUGUUGGGGUGUCCUUUCACGAUAUUGUGUAUGUGGUGAACACUGGAUGCUGUGGCACCAAGCCCACAGAGAUACUGCACUCAGUCAGUGGUGUUCUUCCUUGCGGGGUGAAUGCUAUAAUGGGACCAACUGGAUCUGGAAAAACAACGCUUUUGGACAUUCUGGCAGGCCGUAAAGCAAAGGCCAACGUUGGUGGGUAUGUCCUAGUGAACGGGAGACCUCAGCCGAGCAACUUCAGGUGCAAGUCUGGCUAUGUGGUGCAGGACGACAUUGUAAUGGGCACUCUAUCCGUGAAAGAGAACCUGAUGUUCUCAGCUGCUCUGCGUCUGCCCUCCUCCACCAGCUGGGCACAACGCAAGGAGAGGGUCGCCACUGUCAUACAAGAACUGGGUCUGGAGAGAUGUGCCAACACCAAGAUUGGCACAGAGUUCUUCCGUGGUGUGUCUGGGGGAGAGAGGAAGAGGACCAACAUUGGGAUGGAGCUCAUCAUAGAGCCUCAGGUCUUGUUUCUGGACGAGCCCACCACUGGACUGGACGCAUACACAGCUGUCUCUGUUGUACAGCUACUCAAACGACUGAGCGAGAAAGGAGACAGAGUGAUUAUCAUGUCCAUCCACCAACCUCGCUACUCCAUCUUCAAACUGUUUGACGGUCUCACUCUUCUCUCUCAAGGAGACAUGGUCUACCACGGCCCAGCACAGUCCUCCCUCGAUUACUUCAGCAGUAUAGGCUAUGUGUGUGAGGAGCGUAACAACCCUGCCGACUACUUCCUGGAUGUGCUCACUAAAGCAGAAAAGAGCAACGUCAUCACUGAGUCAGAUGACACUGAUAAUAGCACGGGUGUCACUGAGGCCAACAAUCUGGUGAACACUUACCAGGAGUCUCAACAAUGUGUGGAGGUGAGUGAGCAGUUGCAGACACUCGCAGACAAUAGUCACACUCGACGAGGGGUCAGGAGCGGAGGGACGUACGCUACCGGGUUCCUAUGGCAACUGAUGGUUGUCACAAUUCGAUCACUCCUAAAUCUGUUGAGAAAUCCGAUGAUCUCCUUCUUCCAGGUGCUGACUAUGAUAAUCUUUGCUCUCAUUGUUGGUCUCAUUUAUUUGAGGCUCGACGAAAAGGACGUCAACGUACGCACUGUUAUCUCUGACAGGAUUGGAGCCUUCUUCUUCAUUGUAAUGAACCAAGUGUUUGGUAAUCUCUCAGCAGUGGACGUCUUCAUCAAACAAAAGGCUCUGUUCAUCCAUGAGAACUCCAGUGGUUUCUAUAGAGUCUCUGCAUUCUACUUCUCCAAAGUGUUUGUGGACCUCAUUCCUAUGAGGAUCAUCCCAUCCUUCACCUUCUCUGUCAUUGCUUACUUCAUGAUAGGUUUCCAAGUGUCAGCUGCCAAGUUCUUCUACUUUGCGCUGGUCAUAUGUCUCACGUCCAUAGCAGCUGCCUCCAUUGCCUUUGCUAUCAGUGCUCUAGUGCGAGUGACUGGACUGGCUAACCUCUUCAUUGCCAUGCUGUUCGUCUUCCAAAUGUUGUUUGGCGGCCUGUUCAUCUCCCUUGACUCCCUCCCCGUCUGGUUGCAGUGGAUCAAAUACCUCAGUCUCUUCCGCUACUCUGUUGAGGCUCUAGCCCACAAUGAGAUAGUUGGACAAUGCUAUUGUUCCAACAAUGCCACGGCCGCGAUCAUAGAAGCGUGUUCGGGGCCCUUGUGUGUGAAUGGGAGUGAGUUUCUGUCUGGUAUUGGCUACGAGACUUCCCCCGAGUGGCUCUGGAUCGAUGUGGGUGGUCUAGCAGCCAUUGCUCUGGUCUUCUUGCUAUUCACUUACUUCAACCUGAGGAUACUCAAGAAGUCAAAAUAAACUGACGGGAACUAUAUAAUAUAACUGUUGCUAAUUAUGCUGUUUGCCUCAGUUUAUAGCUCAUAAUUAUUUGUAUUUAACACUUGAAGAUAUUUCAUAUUUCUAUAAUAAUAAUAAUAAUAGUAUAAUUAUUAUACUAAUUAACUGUGUGUAUUGUACAUGUAUUAUUUACAAAUGUA